AUGGGUUCAAGUGACGCCAGAAAGGAGAGAAGAAAAAGAGAUCAACAUGAUCAUUCUCCUGAAGCACCAACCAAGAAGGCUAAGAUAAACGGAAAUAGAGGUAGAGGUAGAUCUGAAUAUAGAACUGUUACAAGAACUGCUAAAAGACCUUCAAAAUUUGAACAAGUUGAAGCUGAAGAUGAAGACGAUCAUGAAGAUAGCGGUAGUGAAAUAGGAGAUGAUAGUAAUCGUGGUGAAGAAUUUGAUAGAGAUGAUAAAGGGAAGGCUUAUGAUGCUUUGUUGACUUUAUUAAAUGCUGAACAAGUUGAAGAUGAAUCUGAAAGUGAUGAAGACGAAGAAGCUUCAGAAGUUGAAGAAUUGGAAGAUGAAGAAGAUGAUGAAGAAGAUGAUGACGAAGAGAACCAACAAGAAGAUGAAGGAGAAGAAGAUGAAGAAGAUGUUGAACCAGAAUUUGAUUAUGACUCGGAAGAUGAAGAUUUAAGUGAUCCAUUUGAAUAUCAUUUUGCAUCAUCAUCAGAAAAAUAUUUGGAUGAAGCAUCUGAAGCUUUAAAAUCUGCAAAGAAAUGGAGCAAUAGUAAAAAUACACAUGAUGAUUAUUCUUCAAUUGUUUCAUUACCAUCUACUUCAUCAUCAACAAAAUAUAAAGAAAUUCCAACCCAUUCAAAUCUAAAUGAUUAUAAAAUCAAAUCAAGAUUAUUAGAACCUUUCAAAUCCAAGUUUCCUGAAGCUUUAGAUACAGAUAUUUCUAAAUUAGUUACUGAUCCAAUGUUUUCAUAUAAAGAUGUUCUUUUCCCGUACCAACAUUUUUCCAAACAAGAAGAUUAUAGAAAAUUAUAUUCAUUGCAUUGUUUAAAUCAUGUUUUCAAAACUCGUGAUCGUAUUAUGAAAAAUAAUGGUAAAGUUUCUAUUCAAAAUGAAAAAAUUUCAGAAGGUAAAAUCAAACCAGAAGAUGAAAAAGAAUUUAGGGAUCAAGGUUUUACAAGACCAAAAGUGUUGAUCUUAUUACCAAGUAGAAAUCAUUGUUAUAAAGUUGUUGAAAAUAUGAUUUCAAUGAGUGGAGUUGAACAAGUUGAAAAACAAAAAAGAUUUAAAAAUGAAUUUUUUGAUGAUUCAACACCACCAGAUAAUAAACCUGAAGAUUUUAGAAAUUUAUUUGAAGGUAAUAAUCAUGAUGAUUUUAGAAUUGGUAUCAAAUUCACAAGAAAAUCAAUGAAAUUAUUUUCAUCAUUUUAUCAAUCAGAUAUUAUCUUAGCUUCACCAUUAGGUUUACAAUUCAUUCUUGAAAACCCAGAUAAAAAAAAGAAAGAUGGUGAUUUCUUAAGUAGUAUUGAAGUUCUUGUUGUUGACAAUGCUAAUGCAAUUGAAUUACAAAAUUGGGAUCACGUCUUGACUGUAUUAAAACAUGUUAAUAAAAUUCCAGGAAAUUUACAUGAUACAGAUUUUGGUAGAGUUAGAAUGUGGAGUAUAAAUGAUCAAGCUAAAUUAUUUAGACAAACAUUGGUAUUUACAGAAUAUAAUACUCCAAAUGUAAAUAAUUUAUUGAGUAAAUCACAAAAUAUAUUUGGGAAAUAUAGAUUUAGACCAAUUAUUCAUACAAAAGAUUGUUCAAUGUCAAAAGUUGGUUUGAAAAUAAGGCAAAUAUUUAAUAGAUUUGAAAGUUCAAGUCCAAUUGAUGAACCAGAUGCAAGAUUUAAUCAUUUCAAAUCAGUUAUUGUACCAUCAUUAUCUAAAUCAACUACCUAUGAAGAUGGGUUAUUGAUUUAUAUCCCAUUAUAUAGUGAUUUCUUAAGAGUUAAGAAUUAUUUACAUAAUAAGACUUCAUUAUUAUUUGUUGAUACAGAUGAAUACACUGAACAAAAGGAUUUAACUAAAGCUCGUGCAUUAUUUCAACAAGGUAGAAGAAAAAUUCUACUUUAUAGUGAAAGAUUACAUCAUUAUAGAAGAUUUGAUUUAAAAGGUGUUAAGAAUAUAUUCAUGUACGGGGUACCAAAUAAUCCAAUUUUCUAUACAGAAUUAGUUUCAUCAAUUGGUCGUUCAGUUUAUGAAGGAAUUGCAGAUUUUAAUAUUUCAAAUGUUCGUAUAUUAUAUUCCAAAUGGGAUUCAUUAGCUAUUGAAAGAAUUGUUGGUAGUGAAAGAGCACCAGUGCUUACCCAUGGACAAAAUGAGUUUUAUGAGUUUAGAUAG
Hansenula ciferrii is the source of this 2184-nucleotide messenger RNA. It is a transcript of the gene UTP25, whose product is annotated as rRNA-binding ribosome biosynthesis protein UTP25. Gene Ontology annotation, cellular component: small-subunit processome; nucleolus. NCBI's taxonomy places the organism in Eukaryota, Fungi, Ascomycota, Saccharomycetes, Phaffomycetales, Wickerhamomycetaceae. Bases 1 to 2184 code for a protein of 727 amino acids. The record is from RefSeq and is a predicted model, not a curated record. Gene Ontology annotation, molecular function: U3 snoRNA binding; rRNA binding. The transcript has a single exon. Gene Ontology annotation, biological process: maturation of SSU-rRNA from tricistronic rRNA transcript (SSU-rRNA, 5.8S rRNA, LSU-rRNA).